Molecule: messenger RNA, 630 nt
Organism: Cutaneotrichosporon cavernicola
Lineage: Eukaryota; Fungi; Basidiomycota; Tremellomycetes; Trichosporonales; Trichosporonaceae
Exons: 3
Coding region: 1-630 (209 amino acids)
Source: RefSeq, a predicted model, not a curated record
AUGUGCCUCUUCGACGAUGACGCGCUGGACUGGGAGCCUCUGCAGCUUCUCGACAGCGUAUCGCCACCCAUCCAAGUUGUGAGGGGUUACGUGCGUGACGAACAGACGACCCUCGAGAUUCGCAAGAAGAUCAUGAUGAUAGAAGAAACGUCGGUGGUCAUGGACGGGCGCCGCAGACCCGUCGCAACAAUCAAGGGCAACGCGUUCUGGUUCAACACCUUCAAGGCGAUCUACGACGCAGAUGGAACAGUGCUUCUCUUCAAGAUGCGGUACGACUGGCCAAGUUUCCAGCGCCGCUUCAGCUGUGAAGACGAGCAGGGCAGGGAGCUCUUCCGCAUCAAGCGCAAGUUCAAGUGGUGCGGCAUCAAGUUGAUCGCGACCAUUCCAAGCACGGUCGGCGACCUGACCCUGCAAUUGACGGAUGUGGACUGCGGGCACGCCGCAAAGAUCAAAGAUCUGCGCUCUGGGGCUGUCGUCGCUACGAUCUCUUACGCGCUCUGGAGGAGCGACCUUGUGCUCCAAAACAGGGAGGCGUAUACUGUUAAUGUAGCUGGGGGCGUCGAUCUCAGUGUCAUUGUUGCGUUGUGCCUUGCGUGGGACCAGGCCAAGGAGGACAACAGGCAAGAAUGA